This is a messenger RNA of Miniopterus natalensis, 5448 nucleotides long. Lineage: Eukaryota; Metazoa; Chordata; Mammalia; Chiroptera; Miniopteridae. The record is from RefSeq and is a predicted model, not a curated record.
UUGGGGUUUAUGUACUUUUUGUUCUUGUACUUUAUUUUGAUAGGAGUCUGUUAGCUCCUUUUUUAAAAAAUGUUUUGGCUGUUACUGUUGUUGUUUUACAGCAUAAAUUACUCUUCAUAAUAAGGUAGUAAUUCAGAGCUAGCGUAGGUAUUUUUCAGCCCUGCUGCUUAUAGGCCUCUUACAAGAAUCAAACAUAGCUAGUCUGUAAGGCCGAUUUGGCCAUGACUCAUUUAAAGAAGAUUAGAUUUUGUGUGAACUUUUUCUUCUUACUCCCUUGAGUAGAAAGUUCCUGCUAUCUAUGUUCAAUAUAAGGCAACCAAAUGCACAGGCACUUUUCCAUAAGGGAUUGUGGGUCCUUUAGGGCAGAUAGUUUAUGACCAGAAAAUGUUUUUUGUUUGUUAAAUGGCAUACAUUUAAAUCCAUGGUUUUCAGGUAUGAGUUAUGUUCUGAGGGCAUGCACUAAAUAACAACCAAUAAAUUAUAAUUGGUGAUUAAUGAAAUAGCCCUUAGCAUACAAUGCAAAAAUGAUUUUACUUUUUAAUACAUUUUGGGAAUUACAUAGAAAUGAGCUCAUGGACAUCAUAAAAAAGUUUUACUCUUUUUGAUGAGUUUAUCUACAUUAAUAAGUCCAAGAUAUUUUAUAAAUUAACAUAAAUCAGAAUUUUAUUUAUAUUAAAAGCUGUUAACGGUUGGAUUUUGAAAUGACUUGUCUUGGAUUUACUAACUUUUUUGUUAUUUUAAAUGUAGGAAUUAAUAUCAUAUGAUGUUGAAUUAACUUUAUUUUGACUUAAUUUGAAGGACAAGCUGAAGAUGUUUUAAUGACAUCACCCAGCUAGAAAUUAGAAGAUAGGUUCCUUGGAAAUGACCAUGGAGAAGUAGAUGCCCAGAUGCAAAGUGAUGAAACAGCCAAUUUGUCAUAAAGUAAAAUGCAGCUGUGGCUUUUCAACCAGAUUAGAACAAAAUUGUAUCUGUUUUUCUCAGAAGAGAAUUCCACAAGUCUCCUGGUUGGCUUUUUUAAAAACAAAAUUUACCAUCUCACCUAGUUUUUUAGUGUACAGCCGAAAUCACUACCAAAUAAUUAGAUCAAAGAAAUACCAAAUAAUGAAACCAAAGAUGUUGGUGUUGGAAUUGCAUAUGGCAGGUUAAGUCAUCAAACAAAGAAAACAUGGUAUUUUGAAGUAUGAUUAAACUCCUGAUGCUGCAGCAGAGGCUAAGAAUAUUAAUGGCCAGAUCUAGCGCUCACAUGGUCUUCUGAAAGAAGCCAUGGGUAGCUGUUGUAGCUGUCCAGAUAAAGACACUGUCCCAGAUAACCAUCGGAACAAGUUUAAGGUCAUUAAUGUGGAUGAUGAUGGGAAUGAGUUAGGUUCUGGCAUAAUGGAACUUACAGACACAGAACUGAUUUUAUAUACUCGCAAACGUGACUCGGUAAAAUGGCACUACCUCUGCCUGCGACGCUAUGGCUAUGAUUCGAAUCUCUUCUCUUUUGAAAGUGGUCGACGGUGUCAAACUGGACAAGGAAUCUUUGCCUUUAAGUGUUCCCGUGCAGAAGAAUUAUUUAACAUGUUGCAAGAGAUUAUGCAAAAUAAUAGUAUAAAUGUCGUGGAAGAGCCAGUUGUUGAAAGGAGUAAUCAUCAGACAGAAUUGGAAGUCCCCAGAACACCUCGAACACCUACAACUCCAGGGUUUGCUGCUCAGAACUUACCUAAUGGCUAUCCCCGAUAUCCCUCCUUUGGAGAUGCUUCGUCCCAUCCCUCAAGCAGACAUCCUUCUGUGGGCAGUGCGCGCUUACCUUCCGUAGGUGAAGAAUCCACACAUCCUCUGCUUGUGGCUGAGGAACAGGUACAUACCUAUGUCAACACUACAGGUGUGCAAGAGGAGCGGAAAAAUUGUGCAAGUGUGCAUGUCCCGUUGGAGGCGAGGAUUUCUAAUGCUGAAAGCAACACUCCAAAAGAAGAACCAACUAGUAUUGAGGACAGGGACCCUCAGAUUCUUCUUGAACCUGAAGUAGUCAGAUUUGUCUUAGGACCAACUCCUGUACAAAAACAAUUAAUGGAAAAAGAGAAACUGGAGAAAAUUGGAAGAGAUCAAGUCAGUGGAAGUGGUGCAAAUAACACAGAGUGGGACACUGGAUAUGACAGUGAUGAACGAAGAGAUGCACCCUCUGUUAACAAACUGGUGUAUGAAAACAUAAAUGGGUUAUCUAUCCCUAGUGCCUCAGGGGUCCGGAGAGGUCGUCUGACAUCCACCAGUACCUCCGAUACCCAGAAUAUCAACAACUCGGCUCAGAGAAGAACUGCAUUAUUAAACUAUGAAAAUUUACCAUCUUUGCCUCCUGUUUGGGAAGCCCGCAAGCUAAGUAGGGAUGAAGAUGACAAUUUAGGACCAAAGACCCCAUCUCUCAAUGGCUACCAUAAUAAUCUAGACCCAAUGCAUAACUAUGUAAAUACGGAGAAUGUAACAGUGCCAGCAAGUGCUCACAAAAUAGAAUAUUCAAGGCGUCGGGACUGUAUACCGACAGUCUUUAACUUUGAUAUCAGACGCCCGAGUUUAGAACACAGGCAGCUCAAUUACAUACAGGUUGACUUGGAAGGUGGCAGUGACUCCGACAACCCUCAGACUCCAAAAACACCUACGACUCCUCUUCCACAGACCCCUACGAGGCGCACAGAGCUGUAUGCUGUGAUAGACAUUGAGAAAACUGCUGCUAUGUCAAAUUUGCAGAAAGCACUACCACGAGAUGAUGGUACAUCUAGGAAAACUAGACAUAAUAGUACUGAUCUGCCCAUGUGAGCCUGGAAAGCAUUACAUUGUUUGCACCUUUGUGAAUUUUUAAAAAAUGAAGAUGCAAGUGCUUCAUUUUCAUUUCUAAACACUAACUCCUUUUAUAGACUGAUAAUUUUUUUUUUAAUAUUUCAUGUGCUUCUUUAACUAAAGGGAAUUAAUGUAGAGCAGGUACUCAUUAAAGAACACUAAUUUCAUUAUAUACUACUCAUUACUGUACAGCAGCACUCCCAUUUUCACAGUGCCUAUUUAAAAUAAGAGUUGAAGUGAGUGACAUGCUGGUUGAUUUUUAUCAAUAUUCUGGACUUAAGCAUAUCAUGUCUAAGUCAUGGUUGGCAUUUCAGACAUUUUAUAAAGCCUCUUGAUGUGCAUUGCUAGCAGAUAACUCUAGGCUUUGAAAGUGAUAUUUGUAGAUUCACUGUUCAUGGUAUGUGGCGUCCAGCAUGUAACAUGAGGAAUCCUUUAUUUCACUAUCUGUAGGCUUUUUGACUUGAGCCAAACCAUAUGUAAAGGAAAUAGAAGUACCACACUCCUUAUGUACCAGUCAGCUCCUUUGCCUUCAGCUUACUAGAAAGAGUCCUGUGUUGUGAAUAUGGUUUGUUGUUGGUGUAUUGAAAGGCAGGAAGGAGACAAGAUUUUUUGUGCAUUCAUCUCAUGAUGUCAUUGGAAGGGCAUGCCCAGAUAUCUUAAUCAGAAUUACAAUAGGCUCAAGAAUCAGUCUCAGGUCAUUUUACCCAAAAGCAUUUGGAAAUCUGAACCAUGAUCUCUUGAAAGUGUCUCCUCUAUGGAUUAUUAACAAUAACAUUGUUUCUGGAGGCAUUUGUGCCAUUAGAUUGCCAUUUACCUUCAGUUUUUUCUCCUUUGGUGUUUGGGAUGUCUUAUUUUGUUGCUUAAUGUCCUUUUCAAUUUAAAAUGUUUGAGUUUGUAUAUAGUUUUAAAAUUGGAUUAUGUGUUUAUUGUUGUUUAGUUUGCAUUUUUGUCAAAUCGUGGUUUUGAAGGUUCAUUUGGAACUUACUGUUAUUCUAUAACAGGGUUGCCCUUGUCCAGUAUUUAUUUAUAUGCUGUUUACUUUUCAAGUUGUUGAUAAAAACAUUCUCUCAGUUUUAAAUUUUACUUGUGUCCAUAGGUGAUCUCUUUAGCAGCUGAGGAAAAAAAGGAAUCUACUUUUAACAUGCAAAGCUCCCUAAAGGUACUGUUUCUCUGUGGGCACUCACCCCAGCACUUUAGCAGUGAUCCUCUCAAGUCACAUGGCUGCAGUUGUAUUUUGCCCACUGUAGUGCUCCUCAGCUCUGCUGUCCUUUCGCUCAUAGCUGGAUCUUUGAUUAUCCCUGAUUUCAAUGGAAUGUUAAGAUUAUUGCCAGCAUAGCAGGUACAGUGGAAGUGUUGUAGCAAUGAAAUUAUGUCAUAAUUUAGGAUUUAAAAUAAAUUGAAGCUUACAUAAACUGACAAGAGGUCAUAUGUCCAACUCUUGGAAAAUCAAGAAUAUUUCAGUUUCCCAAACACUAGAGAAGACAAGAGAAGGUAGAGUGAAAAGAAGGUUAGGUAACCUUGCAAAAUAUUUUACCAUUUUUCUCUAAAUAUGAGGAAGUUUGAGAUUAUGAUCUGGAUCUACCAGAUGUAACUAAGGUUAAUUUAGCAUGAAAAAGUUUCAGACAUAUAGCAUCCAACCUGUUCAAUAAAUAACCAAUUAUAGGACAGUGAAUGGAUUAGGGAAAUAUUAGAAUGGGACCAUUAUAAAGAAAAUAAAUUAUUAAAGGUGUCUGUUAUUUUCAGUGCCAUUGGUUUAUGCGCAUAGCAGAAUCUCUUUUUUUCUGUGAACUUGGUGCUUACUAAAGUGUUCACUGUUCCCUAAAAAGAGAGCAGUGGUAGAGGUGUGCAGUUUCCAUUUUAAUAUAUUGUUGCAUUUACGUUUUCUUCUGAGUAGAUUGCUAACCGUGCCAAAUUUAUGUGAUUUUUGUAAUGUGGAAUAAGAAUUGUGAUGGAAUUAGUACACAUGGUUUUCUCUGAAAUAAGCAGUCGAGACAGAACAUUAACCUCCAAAUGGAAGGGCUGACCUAUUUAUUCAUUUUGGAGGUUGGGUACUUUAUUUUCUUUUUCUCAUCCUUUUCACCUUUCCUUCUAGAUUCUAAUUAGUUAUUAUGUUUUUUAGGUAACUCCAAUGUAAUCAUUGCAGUUUAUGCUUUAAAUACUAUGUGCUUUAAAAAUGAAAAUGGGACCAAUUUGUCUGCUAAGAAUUUGAUUUUAGGUACUAUGAGUAUUAGGAAGAUGUACACAUACAACUGGUGUUAAUUUCUAGAUGUCUCUGGAAAUCACCUGGGUUCCUAUUUAAUAAAAAGUAAUGUAGAACACUCCUUGUCCUUCGCAGUAGUUUAGUAAUGGGCACUAAGCUCUAUCAUGGAAGAAUGUACCUAUUAAUAGGUGCAUUUUAGAAUGAAAUAUUUUAUUGCGAUAUAAUUGUGACCAUAUGUUUCAGAUUUCCUGAGACAGACCUAAUUUUAGAUAUUCUGUUCUGUUGCUAGACCAUGUGAUCCCACUUUUCAGUUUUGGAAAUAUAAUCAUUGUUCAUAUAUUUUCCCAAAUAGAAUUCUCCUUUAUCUGUAUAGAUCAUAACAGCUUUUAUCCCAGACCAGGGUUGGAAACUGAUAUGGGUAUUGACUGUGUUUUUUC